AUGUCGACAGAAUGUUGACAUGAGCAUUUCAGAAGUUUGAUUUAAAUUUAAAUUUGACAUUUCUUAACUUUUUUGACAUUUAAAUUUGUUUGGUGUUUGAUUUUUCAGAUGGCUCCCAGACUCAUUAUUCCAGCACCCGAGCAUUUCACUGGCCGCGUCACAUAUAGGGGCACUGGAAUUUUUGCAAAAAUCAAAGCUCGGUUUGAGGAGUUCAACCUUAAUAACACGGCGAAGGAAAGCCGUUUCGGGAGCUUCUGGAAUGCCGUACCACUGACAUUCUCCUCGGUGUUAUUUCACCAGCUGAUGCUCCACAAAAUGAAAGUGGAUGCUCAGGAGGAGUUGAGGAUGAGGUUUUAUGUUGGUCGGAAGGAGGUCCGAUUCGGGGUGCUGGAGUUUGCACUCAUUACGGGUUUGGACUUAUCCUCGGGGCCAACAGAAGAGGAGAAGGCUGCGCAGGUCGCGCGCUUGGGGUCAAACCGAUUGAUCAACAAAUAUUUCAACCGAUCUGAUAGUGUGAAGACAGAAGCACUCCAACUUCAGUUCACAAACUGCCAGAACCCGGAAGACUUGUACAAGCUCGGCUUGUGCUUGUUUGUGGAGUCAGUGCUUCUGGGCCGCGAGGCCAACGCGCUGAUUACGCCUCACAUACUUAGAUAUGUGGAAGACCUCGAGUUCUUCUUCCGGAUUCCUUGGGGGAAGCACUCAUUCGCCAGACUCAUGCACUCGCUUCAGAAAGACAUGUUGAAACAGAAGGCCAACUACGAGAAGAAGCUGAGUUCGGAUGUUCAGCACGAGUGCAAAUACACAGCAUAUGGCUUCGCACCUGCAGUACAAUAUUGGGCGUACGAGGCCAUUUUGGAGGUUGGGAAGAGGUAUGGCACGAACCACGGGAUUCGGUUCCCCAGGAUGCUUAGCUGGACGAGCAAAGGCGAUAUUGGGAAGAAAGACGUCAGCGCAUUAUUUUCUAGACGGAAUCUUGAAGUGGUCAAGGGGCUACUUCCACGGACAGAGGAGGAGGCAUUUGUGAGGACCAUAUCUUACGAUGGUGUGGAGAACCUGGUUGAUGAUGUUGUGGAUGACACAGAGGCUGAGGCAGGUAGUCAGGUACCAGAGACUCAGGUCCCAGACACUCAGGAAAGAGACACUCAGGCCACUGGUUCAGAACCUCAGCCCAGUGCACCAUCUUCAUCAGGCGUUCGGGGUGCCGAGUACACUGAUUUAGUGGCUCGGUUGGAUAGGAUCGAGGCUGACACUCAGGGUCUGUAUGCUGCUCAUGUCGAGCUGAAGAAGGCAUACGAGACCAGCCAUGUAGAGCUGAAGGGUGGUCAGAACGUAAUUAUGGAGCAGCUCAGACACAUAUUGGCCAUGUUGAAUCGUCCGCCAACGACAGCUUCAGCACCGGAGGCCCCAGCAGAUCCAUCUACCCCACCACCAGCUGCUUCACCCCCAGUAGAAGAGGAUGAGGUCUUCCCCGACGAUUACGACCCUUAUGAGGGAGCUCCAGCGACUCCGAUCGAGGCACAACCUCUUAUCCAUGUACAUGACACCGAGUCGCAGGGUGAGAUUCUGUCCAUAGAGGCACAACCUGCAGUGGUUAAGAGUCGGAAGAGGAAGAGAAAGCCUCCUGUAUGGUUCGGUGACUAUACGGAGAUGAAGAGGAGACAUAGGCCAUCUUCGACUUUUGAUCCCCUGGAGCCACCGGAUGAGAAAUUGUUAACCACUUUCCGAAAGUGGUGUGUUGGACUCAUUCCGAACCACCGACUUCGGGAUUUGAGAAGUGGUGAUUACGGUCCAGGAUUCUUUUGGAUAAUGCUCACACCAAAGGAAUGGCUUACAGAUGACCAUAUAGAUGCAGCAAUGCAUAUGCUGAGGAGGCGACGCACCGACUAUCCACUGACAUUUCCUCAGAAGGGUAUCAUUCUCUCCACAUUCGUGACCGCCAUGAUCAGCAGUGCAUGGACGAGCCACAAGGGUCCGAGGAAAAACUUUAAAUGGGAGGAUUAUAUCCUGGACUACUGCACAGGGGCUCAUAAGUCCCAAGUCUUUGAGAGAGGGAGGGGUAACGAGUUUAUUUACUUCGUUCUGCACCUUCCCGAGGCAAGGCACUGGGUCACAGUUGAAGUCGACAUAGAGCUGUGGAAAAUUAAUGUCUACGACUGUGAUUCCAGCGUCUGUCAUUGGACCGCCUUGGAACCCAUCAUGAAGGUUUGGGCAGAACUGCUGCCCUCGCUAAUCCUUGCAACCGGGGAAUUUCCACAUAACAACCAGAUCAUGGCGUUAGCUAACUGUGACAUCACGGUGCUUCCAAAAAUGCACGCGACUCGAGCCACUCACGACUUAGUUCCGAAGUCAGCAACCAGGUACAUAGCGAUAAAAAAGUACUGUAGUAUUAAAAUAUGUUUUACGUUAGACUGACUUUACAUUUUAUUUUGCAUUUAGUGGUGAUUGUGGCAUCUAUUGCAUUGAGUAUGUGGAGCA
Messenger RNA from Cannabis sativa, 2478 nucleotides. RefSeq lists its product as uncharacterized. The record is from RefSeq and is a predicted model, not a curated record. The transcript is spliced from 5 exons. Gene Ontology annotation, molecular function: cysteine-type peptidase activity. Lineage: Eukaryota; Viridiplantae; Streptophyta; Magnoliopsida; Rosales; Cannabaceae. Bases 109 to 2415 code for a protein of 768 amino acids. Gene Ontology annotation, biological process: proteolysis.